Nannizzia gypsea CBS 118893 is the source of this 795-nucleotide messenger RNA. RefSeq lists its product as hypothetical. NCBI's taxonomy places the organism in Eukaryota, Fungi, Ascomycota, Eurotiomycetes, Onygenales, Arthrodermataceae. The transcript is spliced from 3 exons. The coding region runs from base 1 to 795 and encodes 264 amino acids. The record is from RefSeq and is a predicted model, not a curated record.
AUGUUUGAGUCUGGGGUUUUCUACACUUUACAUCUUGUAGUUCAUCACUCUGGAUCAUCAAACAUAUCGACUCUGACACACAGACAGACACACCAUAUGCCAUCUGAUGUAGUGUCAUUCGACCAGCCCGAGGAGGUCGCUUUGGCUAUGGGGCGUAUGUUUCUAGCGUAUAUGUCCUACACAGAACACUCCUUCAAGUUUGACUGGCUGGAGAAGACGCCGAAUAUCCAUGUGCAGUGCCAGGAUACCACUGGACAAAAAGUUCAGUUCACAACACCCCCCAGAACUCCUAAGCGCUAUUCACACGUGGUCCGUUACACCCAGGGCAUCAAGGUCCUCUGCCCUCAUCAGAACCACGGGACUAUCAUCAUUCGGGAUCAUACAUGUACACGCGAUAUGACACAGAAAGCGGAUCGUUGUCAUUAUAUCCUAAAGAGUGAAUUAAUGGCAGCCACAUCAAUCUUCUAUCACCAGAUGAAUGAAAUGGUUUGGCUAUCUGACAAAGGCCGAUAUAAAGGCAAGCCGAGAUACAAGGGCGGCUUAUUGACAGCUACCAUGGUGACGUUUAUAUGCGGUAAAGUACGUAUCAUCCAAGCAACCAUCAAGCCGUCGGAAAAGCAUCCAACACUUAACGUGAAUCUAAGAGCCAAAUACAUUCUCAAUAACGCAAACUACGACAAAAAUGUAGGCUUUGAUGUUCUGAAAUGGCUUUGUGACCCUCCACAGGCAGAGCUCGAGACUGAGCCCGAGUCCACGGAAACUGUCAAUGAACUCCCUGAGAGACUGAAAAAAUAA